AUGUAUGUUGUAGCAAGGGAGGCUGUCAUUUAUGCAAUGGGUUACGCCAUGAGUAGAUUGGGGAUAGAUUCCGCACCAUGCGAGGAUGGCAAGUUCACCAAUGAAGUUGGCGAUAGUCAUGGACCCAGCAAAUCAUUCAAUUAUUUGGACCAUGAAAUUGCUCAGCUCACAAAGCUUAGGUCUGAACCACAUGGAAACUACAGCCGAGUCCUUCCUGGGAAACAGGAAUUUCCUGUUUCGACAGUGAAGAUGUUGGUGGGACGAGAAGCAAAUUAUUCAGGAAGGGGGAAGUUUUCUUCUGCAGAUUGUUGUCAUGUUCUAAGUAAAUCAUUGCCUGUCAAUGAUCCUUGGGUUGUUGACAAGAUGGGAACCAGGGCUUAUGUCUCCCAAUUCUCUACUGACGGCUCCCUCUUCGUUACUGCUUUUCAGGGAAGCCACAUUAAAAUUUUCAAUGUGGACAGAGGGUGGAAAGUUCAUAAGAAUAUUCUUGCUAAAAGCUUGCGAUGGACUGUCACUGAUACAUCUCUUUCACCCAAUCAACAAUAUCUCGCUUAUGCCACCAUGGCACCUAUUGUCCAUAUUGUUAAUGUUGGAUCUGCUGCAAGGGAGUCUCUUGCAAACAUCACAGAGAUUCAUGAUGGUCUGGAUUUUUCCUCUCAUGAUAAUGGGGGGUACUCCUUUGGAAUCUUUUCUGUGAAAUUUUCAACUGAUGGGCGAGAACUUGUGGCUGGGAGCAAUGAUGAUUCCAUUUAUGUUUAUGAUCUUGAAGCAAAUAAGCUUUCCCUUCGCAUUUCGGCACAUAUGUCUGACGUUAACACGGUAUGCUUUGCUGAUGAAAGUGGCCAUCUCAUUUAUUCUGGAAGUGAUGAUAAUCUUUGUAAGGUUUGGGACAGACGCUGCUUUAAAGCAAAAGGAAAGCCAGCAGGGGUCCUGAUGGGCCACUUGGAAGGCAUCACAUUUAUUGACAGUCGUGGAGAUGGUCGUUAUUUCAUUUCAAAUAGCAAAGAUCAGACCAUCAAACUUUGGGAUAUCCGGAAAAUGUCCUCCAAAGCUUCUUGCUAUGCAGGAUUUAGGAAUUAUGAAUGGGACUACAGAUGGAUGGACUAUCCUCCUCAAGCAAGAGAUUUGAAACACCCAUGCGAUCAGUCAGUCGCUACAUAUAAAGGUCAUUCAGUCUUGCGUACUCUGAUUCGCUGCUACUUCUCCCCAUCAGAUAGCACUGGUCAGAAGUACAUCUAUACUGGAUCUCAUGAUUCUUGCGUUUACAUUUAUGAUGUGGUGAGUGGAGCUCAAGUUGCGAAACUAAAGUACCAUAAAUCAACUAUAAGAGAUUGUAGUUGGCAUCCUAAUUAUCCAAUGCUUGUUAGCUCUUCUUGGGAUGGGGAUGUUGUCAAAUGGGAAUUUGCCGGGGGUAGGGAAGCACCAGCCCCUUCACAGAAGAAAAUCCGUAGGAGACAUGUUCAUUGA
Messenger RNA from Ilex paraguariensis (yerba mate), 1467 nucleotides. The record is from the annotation of a GenBank genome assembly. Lineage: Eukaryota; Viridiplantae; Streptophyta; Magnoliopsida; Aquifoliales; Aquifoliaceae.